UUGGUAUUUUUCUGUUGUCGAUUGAUGGUCAUUCGAUGCAGUGUAAUCAUUCUGUUUGAAAAGUAAUUGUUUGGAAUCCAAUAACGAACCCAAGUUAUGGAGGACUUGGUGAAGAUGUGCCGGGUGUGCAUGGGCGAGUCAGACGACCUGUUGGACAUCUACGACAACAAGAGCUUGGGGGACAGGCUGAGCGCCGAUCUUCAGAAAACCAAGGAGCCGGAGCCCACGCCGGCUGAUUUGCUGCAGAACUGCAGUGCAUAUCCGGUGGCAUCCGGGGACGGCUUUCCAUUGAAGGUGUGCGAGCCGUGCCUGGUUAAAUUGCGCGAGGCCCUGAGAUUCAAGAGGCGCUACACAAGGACCGUGGAAUACUUAGCGCGCGUAAAGAAGGAGAAAAGCGACCAGGAGACAUGCGAUCUGCUGGAGGCCGAGGACUGGGAUCUCGUGGAACGCAUCAAGAGCGAGGACGAGGAGGACACCGGGGACGACAUGCAGCCGAAAACGAAGAAACGCAAUGUGGCGGAUAAAGGGCGGCCCUUCAAGUGUCCCGACUGCCCGAGAAGCUUCGCCGGCAAGGCCCAGUUGACCAUGCACAGUCGCACCCACACCAAAGGAUCCACUAGGCCCAAACGGAGAAGUCUUAAAUAGUUUUACGGAUCUUAGGCACAACUACCAAAUAGUUAUUACCGCCACAAAAAACUUUAUAGGGCGUCAU
This is a messenger RNA of Drosophila erecta, 712 nucleotides long. RefSeq lists its product as uncharacterized. Lineage: Eukaryota; Metazoa; Arthropoda; Insecta; Diptera; Drosophilidae. Gene Ontology annotation, molecular function: zinc ion binding. Gene Ontology annotation, cellular component: nucleus. The record is from RefSeq and is a predicted model, not a curated record. The transcript has a single exon.